UGGCGCAGGCGCCGUGCGCGCCUCUAUUGUCUUCCCCGGCAGCCGUCCGGAGGGCUGGCCGCACCGACGGCGAGGCGGGAGCGCGGCCGGCUGCAUCGCGGACAAAAGGCAGCCUCGGGGUGCGACGGCGGAAGGCGGGCAGCCGGAGCCGGGGGGCUGAGCCUGGGGGUGCAUGGCCGGCUGAAGGGCGCGCUUGGACGGAGGGGCUGCUGCUGCAAGGAGAGGCCGGGCCUGGCCGCCGCCUGGAUGCGGAGCAGCGCUAGAGGACCCGAGCAAAGCCGCGGCGGCGGCGGCGGCCGGCAGCGCUUCUCCCUUCUUCCGUAGGGCGGGCCCCGAAGGCGGGGCGGCGCUGGCCACGCUGCCUCGCCGCCGUGGAUGAACCCGGGAGGCGCGGCGGGCCGCCCGUUGGGGCGCGGCGGCGGCGGCGGCGGCGGCUGGGGGAGAAGGAAGCGGAGGAGGGGCUGCGGCGGCGGCGGCGGCAGCAGCAGGGUCGACGGCGAGGCGAGGAGGAUGCCCGGCUCCGGGGGCGCCCUUAGCUGCUAGUGGUCGGCUGCCCGCCCCCUCCCCGCCGCUCGGCAUGGGCGGCAAGCAGAGCACGGCGGCGGCGGCGGGGCGCUCGCGGGGCGGCGUGUCGAGCGACGACAGCGCGGUGCCGCCGCCCGGAGGAGCGCCCCACUUCGGGCAGUACCGGGGCGCGGGCGGCGGAGGGGCCACCAUGGGCUUGCGCAGCCGCUCCGUCAGCUCCGUGGCCGGCGUGGGCGUGGGGCUGGGCGUGGAGCCGGCGGCGCCCGGCAGCGUCCCCUUCGGGCUUUACACGGCGGCUGCGGCGGCCGCGGCGGCGGCGGACUCGGAGCGGGGCCCUGGCGGCGGUGGCGCCGGCAGCGGGUCGGGCGCGGACUCCACCCCUUUCGCCCAUGGCAACGGUUACCAGGAGACGGGAGGCGGUCACCAUAGAGACGGGAUGCUCUACCUGGGCUCUAGGGCCUCGCUGGCCGAUGCGCUGCCUUUGCACCUGGGACCCCGGUGGUUUAGCUCGCACAGCGGUUUCAAGUGUCCCAUUUGCUCCAAAUCCGUGGCUUCCGACGAAACGGAAAUGCACUUUAUCAUGUGUCUGAGCAAGCCCCGCCUCUCCUACAACGACGACGUGCUAACAAAGGAUGCAGGCGAGUGUGUAAUCUGCCUGGAAGAACUCCUGCAGGGGGACACGAUAGCUCGGCUUCCCUGCCUGUGCAUUUACCACAAGAGCUGUAUAGAUUCCUGGUUUGAAGUGAACAGAUCAUGCCCUGAGCACCCUUCAGAUUGACCCUAGCAAUGCUAGCAGAUCUCUCCCCAGGUAAUAUCCUCCAUUUGCCCCUUCCUCUCCACUCCCUCCUCCAAAGCAGCUCUGGAACCCUGUGGGAUGACAGUGUGUGUGUGGGGGGGGGGGGGGGGAUUUGUGUUACUUCUCGGCUUAAAAAGGGCAGCAAGACCCCAAAGAAAAGCCACUGCCUUUGCAGAGCCGUACCUUGGCAGCCUUCUGCCGGGGGAGGGGGGGAGGACUGCCGUGUGCAAGGUCCUGCAGAGACCCCCUCCCCCAGAGCCAUCAUGACGUUUGGUCCAGAUCCAGCUGCCAGCCAAACGGAGCACAAGAGAGGGUCGACACCGUACUGACAAGGAACUUUGGUCCUCCUGCCACAUCGCGGGUCACACUUUUUUGCACUGAAAAGGUGGAAUUUUUUUUUCUUCUUUUUUCUUGGAACCAGGAAUAGAGACGACCCCGGCCCCACCCACACCCCAAGGAGGAAAGGGCAUUUUUCUGUCUUGUUUUUUGAAGGCGUUGUAGGUUUGUCUUUCAAGUGUUUACAAAAAAAAACAGCCAUUUUGUGUCAACUGAUGUGUGUUCCUGGUGAUGUUUACAAGACUGCAUCCUCUUGGCCUCCCUGCUAGAGUCAUUCGGCACCUGAGCAGCUGAAUCUCUUCUCCCACCCACCCCCACCCUGCCCCCCUUUGCCUUUUCCUGGGGACGCCACACCUCAUUGCCAAAAGUCCCCUGAGGUUUUUUCCCCCCUUCCUCCUUAGCGAGUCUCGGUCGGAACUUCCCACUCCAGGGUGGUUGUGGGGACAUCCUGAAGGGCUGUGGCCAUUCACAAGUGUCCUGCUUAAGUUGCCUGAACCUCUCUCAGCCCUGUGUGGAAAAUGUACCUGGAUUGUCAAGUGGCACAGAGAUACACAAGUACCCCCCCUCCCCCCAAACUCUCCACCCUUCUCCCAAUCCACGUUUGAGCACGAAGUGGAGAAUGUCUCAGCCAUGGGAAAAGCCCCUGCUGGCAGCCAUCAUCCAGCAGGGAAAAAGGUAUCUGUAUUUAUAUAGUUAAAAAAAAAAUUACAAAAAUUACAAAAAAAACACACAAAAAAACUUUAAAGCUUGGGAAGGGAAGCUUCCCCUAUUAGUCAAGGUGUUUUGAUAUGGUAUUAAACAAUGUUCAAUAAAAUAGUCACUGUUAUUUUA
Messenger RNA from Sphaerodactylus townsendi, 2488 nucleotides. It is a transcript of the gene ZNRF1, whose product is annotated as zinc and ring finger 1. Bases 578 to 1303 code for a protein of 241 amino acids. NCBI's taxonomy places the organism in Eukaryota, Metazoa, Chordata, Lepidosauria, Squamata, Sphaerodactylidae. The record is from RefSeq and is a predicted model, not a curated record. The transcript has 5 exons.